Molecule: messenger RNA, 3825 nt
Organism: Panthera uncia (snow leopard)
Lineage: Eukaryota; Metazoa; Chordata; Mammalia; Carnivora; Felidae
Gene: CCNDBP1
Product: cyclin D1 binding protein 1
Exons: 12
Coding region: 499-1734 (411 amino acids)
Biological process (GO): regulation of cell cycle
Cellular component (GO): nucleus
Source: RefSeq, a predicted model, not a curated record
UUUACGGUUACUUCACGUAAAGUACCUAGCACAGUGUGUGGAACUCCGCAGCUGUGAAGGGUGCCACUUUAGGGGCAGGGAACCAGUGUGAACUUGGGCCCUACCCUGACUACCCUUGAGGUACUAGCUCCCAGUCUUCUUUUCCCUCGAGGUUAUGGGCUCUCUGCUUCUUUAGGUGGUUUUUUCUUUUUUUUUUUUUUUUUCAAUCUAAUCAAAUAAAUGAAUGAUGGGUAAGAACUCUGACUGAGUUUUGUGUGUGUGUGUGUGUGUGUGUGUGUGUGUGUGUGUGUGUGUGUGGCCCGGCCUCUGGGCGGGAGGAGGCGUGGCCGGGCCUUGGGGGAGGAGCACAGGUGUGACCCAGCCUCUGGGGCGGGGUAGGUUGUUGUUGCCGGAAACGAACCCGGGUCCGUGACUCCCGGAAGUAGAACGCCCACAAGCAGAGCGGCUCGGCAGCUUCCGUGGCUGCCUUUGUUUGGAAGUUCCAGGCAAUCUUCUGAGAUGGCGAACGCAGCCGCGCCUACAGCGGCGGUCCCCACCCUAGCUCCGCCUUUGGAGCAGAUCCGGCACUUGGCAGAGGAGCUGCGGCUGCUGAUACCUGGAGUGCGGGUCGGCGAAGCCCUGGAGACCACCAAGGAGUUUAAUCCUGAGACGUUUUGGAGGAGACUCAAUGAGGCAGCUGUGAACGUGUCAAGGGAAGCUACGACUCUGACUGAAGUCUUCUCUCAUCUUCCACUGCCCUCUCCACAGGAAACACAGAGGUUCUGUGAACAAGUCCGUGCUGCCAUCAAGGCAAUGAUUGCAGUAUAUUAUUCACUUCCCAAGAAUCAGGGAAUCACUCUGAGAAAGCUGGUACGAAGCACCACUCUGGACAUCGUAGAUGGCAUGGCUCAACUUAUGGAUGUGCUUUUCAUGACUCCAACUCAGAGCUCAGAGAACAAUGACCUUAUUUCCUACAACAGUGUCUGGACUGCAUGCCAGCAGGUUCCUCAGAUACCAAGAGAUAACAAAGCUGCAGCCCUUUCAAUGCUGACGAAGAAUGUGGAUUUUGUGAAGGAUGCACAUGAGGAAAUGGAGCAGGCCGUGGAAGAAUGUGACCCGUACUGUGGCCUCCUGAAUGACACUGAGGACAACUCUGAUAACCACGGUGAUGAAGAGGAUGAUGGGUUGGGGUAUCCAAACAAUCGGGACUUAUAUUGGUCAGAGGAGGAUCAAGAGCUCAUAAUCCCAUGCCUUGCACUGGUGAGAGCAUCAAAAGCCUGCCUGAAGAAAAUCCGGAUCUCAGUGGCAGAGAAUGGGAAGAAGGAUCAGGUGGCCCAACUGGACGACAUUGUGGAUAUCUCUGACGAGAUCAGCCCUAGUGUGGAUGAUUUAGCUCUGAGUAUAUACCCACCUAUGUGCCACUUGACUGUGCGAAUCAAUUCUGCAAAACUUGUAUCUGUCUUAAAGAAGGCACUUGAAAUUACUAAAGCGAGUCAUGUGACCCCACAGCCAGAAGAUAGUUGGAUCCCUUUACUCAUUAAUGCCGUUGAUCAUUGCAUGAACAGAAUCAAGGAACUCACUCAGAAUGAACUUGAACUUUUCCCUUUUGCAGAGAAAAUGAAGCCAUCCUUCAUCCUUGAGGAAUCUUCUCAAGCUCAUGUUCCCAUUCCCAACCCCGUAGACAUAGACCUCUACCCCUGCUGCCACCCGGAAGAUGAAGUGUCCGCCCUCCCCAAGUUGAACCUCCACUUUUGAGGUCUGUGUCCCAUCCUGACCCCACUAUUGCCUGCUGUGUAACUUCGGGCAAAUUAUUUAAGCUUUCUGUCUUUGUCUCCUCAUCUGUAAAGUGGGGAUACCAUUGGUUGCUACCUCUUAAGGUUGUUGUGAGGAUAAAUGAUAUAAUGCAUAAUGCACACUUAACCCUAUGUUUGCCAAAAAUAAGCUACAGUUAUUCUAGUUGCCCCUCCUUUCCCCAAGGGUUGCACCACCAAUUUUAACCCAUCUUUCCUGAGGCUUCAGUCUUUCCCUCUCUGUUGAUUAUUUUCCUCAGCACGAAAGCAGAUUCUGCUCUCUCAUCUUAAACAAACAAAAAACCCACCCUCUCUCUACCCAGUGUCCCUGGCUGACAACCACUCAUCCUGUUUCCUUUUUCUGUCUGUUCUUCCAGGAAGGACUGGCACACUGUGUCUUGCUUUCUCAACUCUCAAUCAGUUUAACCCCUAGGAUGCUGUCCUUUGCCAUCACUUCUCAGUAAGACCACUCCCUCAGUGUCUACUUUUCAGUCUUGACAUUUUGUGGCUACUCUCCUGACCCUGCUGGGUGGUCCUCCUGUCUUUGACUUCUCCAUUCACCUUCUGCUCCUUCCCUGCCUUCCCCCUACAUGCUGGUGCUGCCUGCCUUCACCCUCUUCUCUUCUCACACCCCUUCUUCUACCCCCAUGAGCUCAUCGAUGCCCUGACUUGGCAGCCCCCCUCUGUGCUGGGAUUCCUCAUCUGGUCUCAAACCAAGGCCUUUAUUUUGAAUGCCAGGUUUAGGUUUCCAGCUGUCUCCUGGCCUUCUCUGGAUGUCUCAUGGGCUUUCGAACCCAAUGGGCCUAUACUUAUUCUUCCUCAUUUUCCCUAUUCUAGGGGUUCAUCCAAACUGAAAGCAACCCUCUAACCACCCCCCCAUACAUAUUCACAAGUCCAAAUCUAUCCCACCUCCUUAAUAUGUCUUCAUUUGAAGUGCUGCUACUCUGGUUUCUCCUUCAUUCCUUGACUUGGUUAUUACAAAACUUUCCAACCUCUGAUCCAGUGUUUCUCAACAUUACAUGCACAUUAGAGUCAUAUAGAGAGCUUUAUAAAAUGAUCCCAAUGCCAAGCUGCACACCAAAUCAAUUAUAUCAGACUCUGUGGUGAGGCCCAGGCAGCAAUAUUUUUAAAGUUCCCCAGGUAAGGGGUGCCUGGGUGGCUCAGUUGGUUAAGUGGCCAACUUAGGCUCAUGUCAUGAUCUCAUGGUUCGUGAGUUUGAGCCCCACGUCGGGCUCUGUGCUGACAGCUGGGAGCUGGAGCCUGCUUCCAAUUCUGUGUUUCCCUCUCUCUGCCCCCGCCCCCCGCUUGCACUCUGCCUCUGUCUCUCUCAAAAAUAAAUAAACAUUAAAAAAAAUUUUUUUUGAGUUCCCCAGGUGAUUCAACAUGUAGCCAAGAUUCAGAACCAGUAUUCUAAUAUGACCCUUUCCAUUCCAUUCUGCCAAAAUGAAUUUCUGAUCACAUUUGCUCCUCUAGUUCAAUUUUUCCUAGCUCCCCACUGCCUAGAGAACAAAAUUCAAACUCCUUGGCAUGAUAUACAUGUCCCUGCAUGAUCCAAGUCCCUGCACCCCGCAAAAAAGGAAACAUGGUGGAGAAACUGGGGGCUGUGUGGGCUGGUUAGGAGACUGUUGCAAUAAUGUAGACAAGCUGUAGUCCACUGAUUGUCUCUUGCCUGCCCAUUGGAAUCACCCAAAGAAUUUAAACAGUUUUUGAUGUUUGGGUCAAACCAUGGGGUUUCUGAUUUAAUUGGUCUGGGGUUCAGGCUGAGCAUCCAAUUUCCCUGGGUGAUUCGUAUAUGCAGCAAGGUUUAAGAACAACUACUCUAGUCCAGGGUAACAUAGGGAGCUUUUAAAAAGUACCAUUGCCUGGACCCCAUCCCAGACCAAUUAAGUAGGAAUUUGGGGGAGGAGGGAGAACCUGUGUACAUGUUGUUCCUUCUGCCUUGAAUACUCGUGACUCACUUUUCUGCCUGUCGCUGCCCUUCCUACUCAUCCUUUCAGACUCGGUGUAGUCUGAUGUAUCUGGGAGCAGCCUGCUCCAACCUGGGUGACAUGAUCCC